CCACCACUGCCUGGCCUCUGUGUCUAUCUAGUGGCCAGCUCUGCACUCUGAUCUCCAGGCAAGCUUUGUUUGUUAGAGCACAAACAAAAUAUCACCCCAUGGGAGAGAGCCUCCCCAGUAAUACAAAACCAUCUUGAGAUGUAGAGUAGAUGACACUUGUCACUGUCUUCCAUUUGUGACCGCAGGAGACCACAGAGAAAGAGAUUUCCCAAGAAUGGAGCCCUUGGCAACGACCUUUUGUCCUCUGGAAUCCACACAACACACCGGAAACAAAUCUCUAAAUGAAACUGCCUGGUCUUCAGAGCAAGCGGCUGAGUACAGUUAUGUUUCUAUCUUCCUGGUGAUGUGCAUGCUGGGACUGGCUGGGAAUGGACUUUUCAUAUGGUUCCUAAUCUUCUGUGUCAAGAAGAAGCCAUUCACCAUCUACCUCCUGCACCUCGCCAUUGCCGACUUCAUGAAUCUCCUCUGUUCAUCCAUCAUUCAACUAGUGAACAUCUUCCACAUCCAUGAUGACAACUUGCUGACUUAUGCCAUCUUCCUCAUGAUCUUUGGCUACAACACGGGCCUGCACCUCCUCACAGCCAUCAGCGUAGAACGGUGCCUCUCAGUCCUCUACCCAAUCUGGUACCAGUGCCGACGCCCAAAGCACCAGUCCGCUGUGGCCUGUGCACUGCUGUGGUCGCUGUCUGUUCUCGUGUCUGGGUUGGAGAGCUUCUUCUGCAUUCUGGAAGUGAUGCCCCAGUUCCCAGAGUGCCGUUACGUGUACAUAUUUUCCUGUGUCUUGACAUUCCUGGUCUUCGUGCCUCUCAUGGUCUUCUCCAAUUUAAUCCUCUUCAUCCAGGUCUGCUGCAACCUGAAGCCACGGCAACCAGUCAAGCUCUAUGUGAUCAUCAUGGCCACCGUCAUCCUGUUUCUCGUCUUCGCCAUGCCCAUGAAGGUGUUGCUUAUCGUCGGCUACUAUUUCGACACAACAGAUAAGUCUGUGUGGAAAUCCCUCCCUUACCUGAACAUGCUGUCCAUUAUUAACUGCGGCAUCAACCCAAUUGUCUACUUUGUGGUAGGCAGUCUGAGGCGGAAGAGGGGUGGGAAGUCCCUAAAAGAAGCACUGCAGAAGAUCUUUGAGGAAAAGCCGGCGGUGGGCUCUAGGGAGAACGUUGCACAGUUCUCUCCACCUUCAUGACCUUCUGCUAGGACAUCCCCAAGGCAGGAUUCCCUGUGUGGGAAAAUAACGCAGUUCUGAAACCAUCCUCCCACCUGGCGGCUCACCAAGAUUAAAGAGAAAGUCCUUCAUUCCUCCUGGAAAUAAAUGAUAACAAAACACACUGUACCCAUGACACACUUGGCCACUGAUAACUUGAUGGAAGCUAAUCAUUUUUUUUUUUUGCCAGUACUGGAGAUUGGCUCUUGAACAUCACACAUGCUGGGCAAGAACUCUAGCACAGAGUUCUAACCCUGGCUUGAUCCCACCUUCCCAGCACUAUAACGUCUCACUUAAUCUUGUCACUCUUAUGAUCCACUGUUGUUAACCUACUGUCACAGAUAAAGGUAAGAGGUUUAGUAAGGUUUCAAGGUAUGGAUGAUGUUGAGCCGGACUGUGACCUAAAAAAUCUGACCCUCAGACCCACCCUUGAGACUGUAACACCCAGGUCAGUCUUCAAGAGGUCAACUGUUCAUACCUUUGUCGUCAAUACCACUCCUCACUUCUCCCUUGGGUCCCUCUUUCCAUCUUAUGCUUUGAAUGCCUCAGGGGGGAACAUGUUAGUACAUAUAAGGGACAGACAUCAUGCUUCCUUACAAGCAUAUUCACUAUUCAUGCACUGAGAAUUCACCAUGGGACCAACUGAGAGAUAGAUACAUCCCAUGAACCUUUAAAGACGUCAUCCUAUAAGAAUUAGAGGGAAAGCCUCAGCAAGCAUGAGUGAAGAUUUGCUUAGGCAUGGACAUUUUCUCUUUAUCUCCCUUCCUGCCUCCCCCCACACCCCCAGUCUCCCUCCUUCUCUGAUUUUCUUCUAUCCUUACUUAGUGUUUUGAGACCAGAUUUUACUAUGUAGCUGUCUGGCCUCAAACUUUCCAAGCUCCUGCCUCAGGUUCCUGAGUGCUGGGAUUACAGGCACAUUCGGCCAUUCCUGGUCUCCUUUUUUCCAUCCUUUCCUCUCUCUUCCUCUCCUUUGCUUAAAUAUGAGGUGCUUACACACCCAGGAACAGCAUGUGGUGCAUUUUGUUGUAAAAUGUGUACAAAACAAACCCGUGUUUUCCCCUCCACUGUCCCAGCAUACAGCUAUCACCCGACCUCCUGCCUCAGCUCUUUGCCAAGUGGCUGAUUGGAAAGUCUGCUGCCGAUACUUUUGAAAUGGAGUGUUUUCUGUUUUUAUUGUAGAGAAAAUGUUCUGCAGCAAUCCCAAGGCACAGAGAAGGACUUCACUAUUUUAAGGUCAAGCCCAGCUUCUCAGCACUAUUUAUAGAUUUUGUUCAUCCAGUCAUUUUCUUACUGGGAUAAAAAUCCCAUAAUACAACUAACUGGCUUUCAUAAGAUAAACCCUUAAAUGUAAACCGGACAAACUAGGAAUUAUACUGAGUGCUUUAAAUUUCGGUGGCUUUGGGCCUGUUCCAACUAUGAUGAGAAGUGACAACUAUGAUAAAUCAUGAGUUAGAAAAAUGUAUUUUAAUAAAUAUGACAACUGGCUAAUAUCCCUUAACAUAUGGAAUGUUCAACUAAACCAAGAAU
Peromyscus maniculatus bairdii (prairie deer mouse) is the source of this 2725-nucleotide messenger RNA. Its product is annotated as mas-related G-protein coupled receptor member H-like. Gene Ontology annotation, cellular component: plasma membrane. The record is from RefSeq and is a predicted model, not a curated record. Gene Ontology annotation, biological process: G protein-coupled receptor signaling pathway. Lineage: Eukaryota; Metazoa; Chordata; Mammalia; Rodentia; Cricetidae. Gene Ontology annotation, molecular function: angiotensin receptor activity.